GCAUUGCAGCUCCAACAGCGGCUGGAGCUCACAGACUGAACAACCUCUCAACUAUCAGACGGUGCAGGAAAGGGAAAGGAUUAUAAUGGCAGCAGCGUGCUCCUCACUGGACCCAGACCUAAUGAGAGAGGUGCUUGAAUGCCCCAUCUGCCUGGAGACUUAUAACCAAGAUCAGCUGAGACCCAAACUUCUCCAGUGUGGCCACACUGUGUGUCGACUUUGUCUGGAGAAACUGUUGGCUAAUACCAUUAAUGGUGUCCGCUGCCCCUUCUGCAGCAAGGUGUCCAGGAUGAGCAGCAUUUCCCAGCUGGCGGAUAAUCUCACUGUACUCAAGAUUAUAGACUGCACUUUGACCUGCAGUGCUGCAGCUGCGGCGCUAAUGUGCAAGUCCUGCGGCAACCGGCUACCAAGACAGUUCUGCUUUGACUGUACCACGGUUCUCUGUGAGGUCUGUAAAGCUGAUGGCCACCUGCAUGACGGUCAUUCGGUUCAGACGAUAAAAGUAGCUGCCGAGCAGCGCCGUAAAGAACUGAGUGGUAGACUCUCUGCCCUCCGUGACGUUAUGGGCAAUAUUCAGAAGAAAAAGAAGGCACUGGAAAACAUUUCCAAAAGCUUGAAACAAAAGUACAGGGCGGUACAGCAAGAAUAUUCUGCGGCAGAACUACAUCUUCAGGAAGAGCUCAGCAGAUCUCGAAGGACAUUUACAACUUCUUUAGGAGAAGUGGAAAAGCUUAAUACACAGGUUAUUGAAGAGCAGACAUAUCUACUGAACCUUGCUGAGGUAAAAGUAGUGUCACGAUGUGAUUACCUGACAGUACGAGUCAGACAAAGUGAUAUUGCGUUGUUGAGAGAUGAUGGCGCAGGAAGUGAUGAUGAAGAGCUGGACCUAAAAAGCAGUUUACCCACACAGUUCCAGCUGCAAGAGCCAACUCUGGCCAGAGCAGAGCACUCUAAACCUAUAGAAGUGGGUCGUUUGACCACGAACGCUUACACAGUCAAUACAGACGACGAGAAAGGUGGGUUGGAAGCUGUGCUUGAGUUUAAUGCGGAGGAAGCACAGUUAGGUGCUACAGGUGGCCCUGUGACAGUUCCAGUAGAUCUUUACAGGGAUGUUGACAUGGUUUCAGCUGGAGAAGAGGCAGUGUGUGGUUCGCCAGGCAGCUUUAAAUCAAAGUCCAUGGAUGCAGGUGGGGGAUCUGCUGGGGUUAGUUCUACACCUCCAGUCUGCCAGUUUCUGAAAAAGAUGGGCUGUAAAGGAGCACUGCCUGGAAUGUUCAAUUUGCCUGUUAGUAUUUGUGUUUCCCCACAUGGUGACAUUCUGGUGGCUGACCGAGGAAACUGCCGUGUCCAGAUAUUCAAUCGCAAAGGUGUACCCCGCGAAAUCAGACGCAAUGCAAGCAUUGAUAACUUUGUUCUCAGCUUCUUUGGUGCUGACUUGCCUAACCUUAUCCCCCUAUCCAUAGCUGUCACUCCCCAAGGUCUAAUUGGUGUUACAGACAACUAUGAUAAUUCAGUUAAAGUCUACACCAUGGAUGGGCAUUAUGUGGCCUGCCACAAAAAUCAACUUAUUAAACCCUGGGGAAUUACUGCCAUGCCAUCAGGCCAGUUUGUGGUAUCGGAUGUGGAAGGGGGCAAGCUGUGGUGCCUUGCAGUAGACCGCAACGUAGGUGUGGUCAGCUACAAUCGACUGUGCUCUGCAGUGCGACCAAAGUUUGUGACGUGUGAUGCAGCAGGAACCGUGUACUUUACCCAAGGAUUGGCCCUGAACUUUGAAAAACACCAGAAUGAUCCCCUCCUCGAAGGGGGGUUCUCCAUUGGCUCAGUGGGUACUGAUGGCCAGCUUGGCAAGCAGCUCAGCCAUUUCUUUGCAGAGACAGAGGAUUUUCGCUGCAUCACAGGCAUGUGUGUGGAUGCCAAUGGUGAUUUACUGGUCACUGACAGUGGUAGGAAAGAAAUCCUCCAAUUUCCCAAAGAAGGGGGAUUUAACGUUCUGGUCCAAGACGGGCUGACCUGUCCUGUGGGAGUAGCUACUACCCAGAAAGGACAGCUCCUAGUGCUUGAUUGUUGGGACCACUGUGUCAAAGUCUUUACAUAUAUCCAAAGAAGGCAUUCUUCAACUUCCUAGAAACUUUUACAUCCUGUAACGUUAGGAGUUUAUUAGAUGUGUUGUUGGUCUGGUCGAAGUGGGAAAGGCACUAUUCUUCCCUAGCUGGGUUACAAGGUGGCUUUAUUUAUAAAUUACUAUAGCAAGUUUUGCAGGUACAUAAUGUAAAUCAAGCAAUUGGUGUGAAAUCUAUAAAGCACAAGUGCAAAUAUUCCUUCUUCUGUUAUCAGCCUCCAUUUCCCCUUAAACGUGAAUCUGUGACUUACUUAAAUUUGACUGAAAGAGAAGGGGUAGAAAAUACCUUAAGAUCUACAUAUUAAAUAAAAUAUACUGUAAGUUCAAGAAAGUUGGCCUGCGAUGCACUUUAUUAUUGACUUGUCUCUCUGCCCCAAUAUUAUGUUUUAGUAGCAAAAUUAACAAUAAAACAUCUGCUGAAUGCAGCUGGCAGCUUUAAAAGUUACUUUUCUUUCACUAAUGGAAAAAAAGCUUUCAAUCAGUAAUAUUCAGGGAUAAUAAAAUGUUGAAUAUUUACUACUGUAAACGUUUUUAUCACUGUGUAGAUAUUUAAAAGUUAGAAUACCAUUCAUAAGUUUGUUAUCUUUUGUCACUCAUUUCAGAAACUGAAACGCAUACAUCUUACAGAUUAAUUAAUCAGUUAUCUGUUUUAAGCCUUUAUUACUAUUUCUAUGUUUUAUCUGACAGAUAUGAUAAAUGAUAUUUUAAACAAAAGGUUAAACUUUUGAAACGGAUGUUCAUUUGCAUGUGGUUGGGCCUCUAUUGAUGGAUGUGACCAUCUAUAGGUGUAGUCCUGAGGCAACAAGCAGUUAUCAUAUCAUACCAUGGAUAAAGACUAUUGUUCGGCCUCAAAGCAAUUCUUUUCUGGCUCCUCUGGAGUUAGUGCUUUGCUAACACUCUCUUUAAUGGGAGCGUGGAGCUACUGUACUGACCUUGAAUGAGGAUGUUGUUAAACGGUGAAAGGAAUACUUUUACGAUCUCAUUAACCUGGCUGACACGCCUUCUGUGGCAUAAGAAAAGACAUAAUACUUGGGGCGGUUUUUGUACAUCACGCGGGCUGGAGUCACAGUGGUGGUAAAAAAAAAAUCAUGGUGGCAAGGCUUCAGGGGUGAACAGCAUCUGCCCUGAGUACCUAAAAGCUCUGGAUGUUGUCAGACUGCCAAGGCUGGCAUGCCUCCUCAACAUCACAUGGAAGUCAGAGAUAGUGCCCUUAUACUGGCAGACUGGGGUGGGGGCAUCCCUCCACACCUGUGGAACACUGGACCAGCUCUACACCCUCGUAGGGGUACUCAAGGGUUCUUUUUCUGAUGCACCUCCCUCUGAAGGUGUUUCAGGCACGUCGCACUGAGAAGGAGAACGACCGAGGACAUUGAGGAGAGGCUGCCGUAUGUCUAUCUCGCUGGCAAAGAAACGCCCUGGGCUUCAACCUGCAGAGCAGGAGGAGGUGUCUGGGGAGAGACUCCCCCAUGUUUAACUUUUUCACAAUAUUCAAAGUCCUGAAAUUAUAAAUUCUACGGUUUCCUUAUCUGUCAUAUAAGUUUAAGUUUUAAAAAGAGUGACAAAAAUAUAGUAUCUUCAAUAAAAUUCACAUUUUUAUAGAUGUAUGAGAAUUGGUGGUUUUCAAUGUUGUGCUCAGAUUUGUAAUUUCAUUGUUUAAUUUGAAUAGCUUUAGGAUCAAAAUUCAACGUCUCUGAUCUGGAUGAUGUUCUACUGUAGCUCAUUCGUCACUGAAUGUCUAAAUGUCUGACUUCUUGAUCUGCAUUCGAUUCCACAGACAUAGAACCAGUUUUACUAAGAAUGACAGAGCUGUAAGCUAUAAAAUCACAGAGGUGCUCUAAUGCUUUGAACAGAGUUUUAGUUAGAAACUAAUAUAGAACAUUUUUUCCUGUUAAAAUUUUUUUUUUUUUUUUUUAAUUGUGAAGUUUCAGGCCUUUUCAAGUCAUUUUUAUGUUUACCAAUCUGCUAGUUAAAAAUGGAAAGGAAAAGAAAGCCUUAAAUUUAAUUCUGUAUGUGUAUCAAGUAUAUUGGGGUAAUUUGCAAAGGGCAUACAUCCAUUCUAGUUGGAAAACAACGUGUAAUCUUCAGUUUAAUCACUCAGUCAGUCUCAUUGCCAUGCUAGAAGGAAAAAAAAGGAAGGCAUCUGGGGAGGUUGGUAAUUGCGAAAGCUUUCAAAAAAUGGAUGACUUAUGGAUGGGCUGGAUUAAUCUGGGGGUUAAUGCCUUUAUGAAAAGAUUUAGCAAGUGUUUGGAAUUUCUAGUGUGCGUUGAUAAACUUUUAAUAGUUAUUUUAAUCUUUUAGGAAUUAAAAAAUGCAAACUGCCUACCAUACAGUUUUGUAAGCCAUGCAAACUCAAAUGAGCCAUGAUAUUAAAAAGGGUGAAAAAUGCUGCCACACAACUCACUGAACUUUUUUUUUAGCUUUAUAUGUCAUCUACAGGAAAUAUAUAUAUUUUUUUCUUGUUAUUCCUGAAAAGAGAACACAGUUUUUUUUUGUAGAAAAUGUAGUUAAACAUUCAGUUCAGCAAAGGGAAUCUUAAUUUUACUACAUGCAUUGUGAUGGCAUAUUACAAAGAUAACUUUAGCUUAAUAAAAAUUUCAAGUAUAAAGGGGAAAGAAAUGUUACAGGAGAGAAAUGCGUACAAGAUUUGAAGCCCAGAAGAGUUUAUUGUUAAAUUUAGUUUAGUAUUUUUCCAUAGAAAAUAACAUCAUAGGUCAUUCUUUGUUUUUGCAUUCAUCACUUAAAUUAACAUUGAAAUAAAUUAAAGCUCAAGUUUUUAAGAUGGAUUUGUUUCAAGAAACCAGAAACGCAUCUGUAAAGUUGUCAGAAUAAUCAUGACUUAAAAACAUAUUUUAUUAGCAAUAUAGGUUAUUUAAUAAAUAUGUUGUUCUUUUAUCCAUUUGCUAGCACUGUUGCAUAGUAUUUAUUGCAUAGCCUGUUGGUAUAUAAAGUAAGUUUUGGUCUCCUCUGUGAGAAAAAGAAAAUUUGACAAUUUUGCAAAAAAUCGAAAUUGCAAUUAUUUUUCACAAAAAUUGCGAUUUUAUUUUGAUUUUCCUUUCCUUUGCACAAACCCAAAGUUUGUAGAUGUUUCACCUAAAGCUUUCGGUUUUGGAGAUCUUGUUUUGCCGAGUCCAUUGAAACAAGAUGUAACCAUUGUGUGAAAAAGUGUUUACUUCUAUGCAUGGAUCUGUACCAAUUAUAUCGCAAAUGCAAUUAAUUGCUCAGCCCUAUUACCGUGUGUAAUACUCAAAACCUGGUUCCACAUUUGUGAUAUGUCCUGUUAUGCUAAAACUGUCAUUUAAUUGAAAGAAUAAGAUUCUUAGUUGAUAAUAGCACUGUGACAUGACUAAAUAUGUUGUUGUUUUAGCUUAUUCAGCCAUAUAAGCAAAUGUUUUUCUGGUCAAACUUGAACUGGGUCAAAGUACAGCCUUUGAAAUCUAUAGUUGAAGCUUUGUGUCCUGUGGAUUAAUUAUGCAAGUUAACAAGAUCAUAGCAGAAAGGAGGUAUAAAACCACCAAAGUAAGGAUUAUUUCAAAUUAAAAUACUGAAAAAUGAACAAAUGUUUUAUUAUGCAUCUUUGGAUUACAUAAUUUUCUUAUGUAUCAUUUUUUGCCCCAUUUUCCAGCAUAAAAAGUAGACAGUAAAACCAUUAAAAUAUACAGGCUGUUUAACUCAGCUGGACUAUCAGCUCCGAUCAUGUGAUGUGUUGCUUUACAGGUAUGCAUCUCAUUUUUAGUAAGUAAGUCAUAAAAUGCAUUACCAUAAUAAAGGUAAUAAGUGCUGCCAAUUCAGUGUUUAUGACACUCUACUUUUUUAAGGCUUAUAUAAAAUGUAGAACAUUCUGUUUUCAAAAAAUAAAAUAAAAUAAAAAUUUCCAUGGGAAUUUCACUAAAAGGAUGGGUAAUGUUUGAGGCUUUGAAGGUUGAACCAUUUAAGAAGUUAACUGUAAUUUGGUAUCAUUCAUUGAAAGUUAAUCUGAAUUUCUAAAUAUUUAGGAGAAUAUAAUCUGAAUUAAAUGAACAGAUUAAUGUAAAUGUUCCCAAACUGACUGACUCUGCAUUUGUAGCCCUAUGUACUGUAAAAGGAAAAUCUAAAUAUGCACAAAAGAUAAUCUGGCAGUCAACAAAUAAUUACAGUAAACUGAACCCAAGAUAGAAUGUUGCAGUUUAAGUAAACGUCAGCUUUGCCACACAUUUUCUUUCUCCUUUUGCAUAUUAAAUUAUGCUUUUACUUUUAUGCAAAUCCAUCUCAGCACUAUAUACACUUUGAUCUAAUAGUCUAUGUACUGCAUGUCAUUCUUAGCAUAAAAAUUGUUUAGUGAUCAUCACUGAAGUAGAAACAGCAUAAUCAAGACUAAAAGUCAAAGACCAGAAAAUGCUUAAAAGUCAAGUGUCCUUGUGUUCAUGUGGUGAGUUGUUGAGUGUCUCUCAUCCUCUAAAUAUGUUGUUUCAUUACAUUUGCAGUUUUUUUGUUCAUAUUACUGAUUUAUGACUUAGCAUUCUGUUUACAGUAUACUAAACAAUCAUGUUGUUCAACGUUUUCAAUCCAAUUCAUGUUUGUAUUGAUAAUCCUGAGUGCAAUAAAUAUGA
Messenger RNA from Cyprinodon variegatus (sheepshead minnow), 6705 nucleotides. RefSeq names its product tripartite motif containing 32 (gene trim32). Gene Ontology annotation, molecular function: protein binding; zinc ion binding. NCBI's taxonomy places the organism in Eukaryota, Metazoa, Chordata, Actinopteri, Cyprinodontiformes, Cyprinodontidae. The record is from RefSeq and is a predicted model, not a curated record. Bases 86 to 2125 code for a protein of 679 amino acids. The transcript is spliced from 2 exons.